This is a messenger RNA of Ilyonectria robusta, 333 nucleotides long. RefSeq lists its product as uncharacterized. The coding region runs from base 1 to 333 and encodes 110 amino acids. Lineage: Eukaryota; Fungi; Ascomycota; Sordariomycetes; Hypocreales; Nectriaceae. The transcript is spliced from 3 exons. The record is from RefSeq and is a predicted model, not a curated record.
AUGGCCUAUUGCCCGUGGUGCCUGUCGGCUAGCAAUGAGAUCGAGACUCCGGCCAUUUUGUCUGCUUGGAGGAAGACAAUCGCGUUGAUCGAAGGCCUAAAUCCAGCGACUAUUAUACCGGGCCACCUGGAGGCUGCGACAAAGAAGCCUGGGGUCCAGGAGCUAUUUGAAACUUUCAAGAAUGCGUUCCCAAAGGCAGAAAAGAACAGCGAUUUCUUCUUGGGCCAUCUCAGCAAUCAGUUUGGAGAAGGUGGUGUUAAGUGGGAGGAGAACCGGCAUCAUCGGGUUGCGACCAGGACGAAGGAGCAAUUGGAAGCCUAUUGGAUAGCUUAG